Messenger RNA from Cynara cardunculus var. scolymus (artichoke), 1417 nucleotides. Its product is annotated as F-box protein At1g67340-like. The coding region runs from base 1 to 1134 and encodes 377 amino acids. Gene Ontology annotation, molecular function: protein binding. Lineage: Eukaryota; Viridiplantae; Streptophyta; Magnoliopsida; Asterales; Asteraceae. The transcript is spliced from 3 exons. The record is from RefSeq and is a predicted model, not a curated record.
AUGAGAACUCGACGAGGAACUUCGUAUCCUGUGGUCAACAACAUGGCCGGUCGGAAGAGAAAUGAUCGGAGUGACGCCGGAGCUCAGAUAGCGAACAGCCGGAAAAGGCUGAGGUCGUCGUCGCCUAGGGCACCGGUGGCUGCUCGAUUUGAUUUCUUUGAUAAGCUACCAAACGACAUCGUUCUGUCCAUUCUUGCGAGAGUCGUCUACGACGCCACUUGUCCGGCCGAUUUCCUCGCCGUUUCAGCAACGUGCAAAAGAUUGAACGAUUUAGGGUUUGAUUCGUCUGUGUUAUCGAAAGCUUCACCGGAAACCUUUGCAGUAAAAGCUAAGAAGUGGUCGGAAUCUGCUCACCGGUUUCUGAAACGCUGCUCCGAUGCCGGAAAUGCUGAUGCUUCUUACACAUUGGGCAUGAUUGAAUUCUACUGCUUUCAAAACUGGUCAAGUGGCGCAUCGCUAAUGGCGAAGGCGGCGCUUGAUUAUCACGCUCCGGCGUUAUACUCACUCGCCGUCAUUCAGUUCAACGGUAGCGGUGGCGGAAAGAAGGAGAAGGACUUACGCACCGGCGUCUCAUUAUGUGCGCGUGCGGCUUAUCUUGGCCACAUUGACGCACUUCGGGAGCUGGGCCAUUGUCUUCAAGACGGUUACGGCGUUCGUCAGAAUAUCCCCAAGGGCCGCCGGAUUUUGGUUCAUGCUAACGGACGUGAACUAGAUGUCGUUCUUUCAAGAUACCCGUUGGCAGUAAAGUCCGGCGAGUGGUUGAAGUGGAACCCCCUCAACCUCUACCGCCCUGAAAACGCCAUGGUUGUAAGUUUUCCAUUACUGAGUGAUUUCGGAUGGAACGUACCACCUCUGGAAUCUCACCCGGCGAACCGUUUUCUUGCUGAAUGGUUCGCCGUUCAGAAUCCAUCUCCUCUGAUGCGGAUGUGUUCUCACGCUGGUUGCGGCCGACCGGAGACUAGGAUUCACGAGUUCCGGCGGUGUUCGGUGUGCGGCGUCGUGAACUACUGUUCCCGGGCAUGUCAAGCACUCGAUUGGAAAUUCCGUCACCGGAGGGAAUGUCGACCAAGGGCCAGAUUUAUGAACGCAAUUCCCGGCGGAGAUAAUGUGAACGUUGAUCGGGGAAAUCAAUAGCUGAAAAGAUUAGCGGUGGCCGGAGAUGAUAGAUGUGACGGAAACUGUGUCGGCGUGGAAAAUAGUCAAAAGCCAAAAGUUCCGUUUAGGGUAGUUCUGGUUAUCGGUCACAUUCCCGGUAGCCGGAAUCUGGUUUAGCAAUUAGUUGAAGGGUAGCAAUUUUGUAUUAAUGGCUGCUACUUCCUUUUUUAAAGCAAAUUAUUAUAUAUUAUAAAAAGGAAGUGUGGCUUAAAUAUUAAAUCAUAAAUACAUGAAAACAUUAAAAGUUUAUAGUCUUUUUAUG